AUGCUGCAUUUGCCAGCUGCGGAUGUGCACUACUGGGACCACAUCACGGGUGACAGGUCCAUCCUUGAUCCGUGCUACAGCGGCAUUUGCAGCUUGGAGAAGUUCUUAGCCAACCCAAACAACCCGGAUGGAAAUGCCUUUCGCCUGCAGCUGUGGAUGUACACCAUACGUAUGCUGCAGUACUCGGAUGCACUGGUUCACCUGCUCAGCACCGGCCAGGGAGUGGUGCUGGAGCGGUCCCUCUUCAGUGACUUUGUCUUCCUGGAGGCUAUGCACAAGCAAGGCUACGUCCGCAAACAGUGUGUGGAUUACUACAACGAGCUGAAGGCGAUCAGCAUAUGCGAGUUCCUGCCGCCACACCUGGUGGUGUAUAUCGACAUGCCUGUAGAGGAGGUGCAGGCCCGUCUCAAGCAGAAGGCAAAGCCAAUGGAGCAGAACAUCUCCCCUGCCUACUUGACCAACAUUGAUGCCUGCUACAAGCAGAAGUUCCUGCCAGAAGCCAGAAAAGUGUCAGAGGUCUUGGAGUACAACUGGAAAAUCGCAGAAGAUACUGAGCGGGUGUACGACGACAUCAUCAGCUUGAAUUGGGAAAAGGAUCCAUGGAAGCUGCAGGAUAACGUGACCUUGUACCACAUUCGUGACUUCAUGUCUGAUAAGAUGAAAGUGGCCAACCUGACCGUCACAUCAAUGUUCGUCCCAGAAGCCACCGUCGGGCCUUACGAAGUUGAAGAAAUCUAUUACUCCUACCGUAAUCUGCCUGGGCGGAAAUACUCACCAGGAUACAAUGCAGAUGUGGGUGACAAGUUGAUCUGGUUGAAGUAA
Molecule: messenger RNA, 822 nt
Organism: Callorhinchus milii (elephant shark)
Lineage: Eukaryota; Metazoa; Chordata; Chondrichthyes; Chimaeriformes; Callorhinchidae
Product: NADH dehydrogenase [ubiquinone] 1 alpha subcomplex subunit 10, mitochondrial-like
Exons: 8
Coding region: 1-822 (273 amino acids)
Biological process (GO): mitochondrial electron transport, NADH to ubiquinone
Cellular component (GO): cytoplasm
Source: RefSeq, a predicted model, not a curated record